UGUGCCCUGGAGAGUGGCAUCCCUGGCUGGCAGGAGUAGUUCCAGAGGAUCCCUAGUUUGUGGUAGUUCCAGGAGAUCCCUAGUUUGUGGUAGCUCCAGAGGAUCCCUAGUUUGUGGUGUGGCAUGGCUGGCCUGCCCUCACCUGGAGAUCCUUCCAAAGCACGUUCUCGCUUGGGUGUUUGGAAUCCAAGCUUACGGUGUCCUUAGGAAAAAAAAGCUACUGGGAGUGUUUUGAGUCAGGCUUGGCACCCGUCGAUAAUGUCCUUUGGAAAUUCGCUGACAGAGGAAGAAAAGGCGACAUACCUGGAGAAGGCUCGUAAGUGGAAUGGAAAGAAUCGCUCUCAGAAAACUGAGAAAGAGACACAUAAUCUGGGUGAUCCAGUUCCCGCUUCUCUGACCAAAAAGAUACCCAGUGUUACUUCUUUGCCAGAUGCCCUUGCUGUGUCUUGGAAUAAUGAUCAGGCUGUGGUUACAGACAUCUUCUACUUCCUGGACAUUUACAGCCACGGCAAGCUGCCAUCCCAGUGUGAGCUGCGCUUCCUUCCUUGUGAGAUUGGGUGUGUCAGGUACUCCCUGCAGGAUGGCAUCACGGCUGAUUUCCAUCACUUCAUAGAGCCAGAAGCACCACCACGUGGUUUUCGGUACCACUGCCAGGCUGCUGGUGCUGAAACUCAUAAGAUCCCUAUAUCUGGAUUUCAUCUUCCACGUACUUGUUACGCAGUUGUCUUGCAGGAACUCCUUGAGUUUGCCCAGCCAGCCAGAGGGGUCCAGCCUCGCUUUUUCUGCAGGUCUAACGACAGAUUCCGAAUUAGCUGGUGCCUGGGUCGAAUGGCUACCGUAGCAGGCAUUGAGAGCCCUGUGGAGCUUUUUGCUGUAGAAGACCUGAUAGUAGAACUGUACCUGAAGAAAUACCUAAAGGAGCCAUCCAAGACAUGGGUGUCUAGAAAACUAGAUGUCUGCCUGUGGGAUUUCUCCAGUAACACCAGGUGCAAGUGGCACGAGGAGAACGAUAUAAUCUGCUGUGCUUUGGCAUCCUGUAAGAAAAUUGCUUACUGCAUCAGUAGAUCUUUAGCCAAUGUGUAUGGAGUCCCACUAACAGCAGCUCACCUACCUCUGGGAGUCUCUCAUUGUGAUCAAAGCACAAGUACCGGGAUUGUGAAACUGGAUGCUGGUUGUCAGAAAAUGAAAGCUGAGAGUUCUGGAUAUGACAGACCUUUUGGUGCUCCAGGUCAGGAUCAUGAGUUUGUCCCUUCUAAUCGUGAUUCUCCAUGUGGUGUGAAGACUUCCCUUGGUGUGAAAGAAGUGUCGUACAGGGAAGAGGAGUUGCUCCAUUUCUGAAAAGUUCAUCUGAUCUAUUCAAAUCUUCCAGUAUUUGAAAAUCUUUUUUACAUUCAGGACUGAUUUUCUUUGUUUCCCUGAGAAAACCAGUAGUAGAGACUGCAGUUUUUCACCUUCUGUGCAACCCUUGACAGUCCAAGUUCUUGUUAGAAUGAUAAAACUGUUGAGUGGAUUUAAAGAAGAUAAAAAUCUUGUUUGUUAUCUGCAGAAAGACUUGUUUUGGAGGGACCUGGCAGUUGCAUCUUAAAAAAUACAUGCCCUGCUAUUUCUGUUUCUUAAUGAGUGAAGAGCAAAUUCAAGAUUGAUUAAUCAAUAUAAUUGGGUUGGAAGAAUUCUUUGGUGGCAAUAUGACUGUAAACAAGUGCUUUAUUUCUUCUGUAAUAACCUUGUCCUCUUCUGCAUGUGGAAGACAAAAUUUCAGUGUAUAAUAGUCUCUCUCCAAAAAAUGAUGCAGGGGGAAGCAUUGAAGGUAUGAAGGGGAAUUUAAAGGUACAAUAGUCCUGAAGGUUUCUAUAAUUGAUCAGUUCUAGCCAUGAAGAAUUUGAGUGGUCUUUUCAAGGCAAGAAAGUAGACUUGAUAUGAAGUGUCUUGAAAGAAAUACUUUGGCAAAUUUAUUUUAUCUAUUAAUGUUCUUAGAGGCACAGACUAUAUUGUGUACAUCACAAACAAGGACAAAUUUAAUUUUUUUUUUUAAAUUUGCAUCAGUUUUCAUUUUAAGAAAUGCGUGUCCCUCAAAGUUACAGACUGGAGAGAAGUCUAAGUGUUUUGGGUUUUUUUCAAUUUUUUUUUGAAAAGAGUAUCAAAUUCAAACUGAUACAUUUGGCAAGUUUAGCCUGGCUGGGUGUAUACUAAUCAUAAUUAUUUGAGGGCACA
This is a messenger RNA of Lepidothrix coronata (blue-crowned manakin), 2211 nucleotides long. It is a transcript of the gene MAEL, whose product is annotated as maelstrom spermatogenic transposon silencer. The transcript is spliced from 12 exons. Gene Ontology annotation, biological process: spermatogenesis; male meiotic nuclear division; regulation of miRNA-mediated gene silencing. Gene Ontology annotation, molecular function: sequence-specific DNA binding. Gene Ontology annotation, cellular component: P granule; nucleus. NCBI's taxonomy places the organism in Eukaryota, Metazoa, Chordata, Aves, Passeriformes, Pipridae. The record is from RefSeq and is a predicted model, not a curated record. Bases 259 to 1338 code for a protein of 359 amino acids.